Molecule: messenger RNA, 891 nt
Organism: Thyridium curvatum
Lineage: Eukaryota; Fungi; Ascomycota; Sordariomycetes; Thyridiales; Thyridiaceae
Exons: 2
Coding region: 1-891 (296 amino acids)
Biological process (GO): purine nucleobase catabolic process; urate catabolic process
Cellular component (GO): peroxisome
Molecular function (GO): urate oxidase activity
Source: RefSeq, a predicted model, not a curated record
AUGCCUUCUCUUGCAUCGGCUCGGUACGGCAAGGACAAUGUCCGCGUCUACAAAGUGCAGCGGGACGCCGAGACUGGCGUCCAGACGGUGACCGAGAUGACCGUCUGCUGCCUCCUCGAAGGCCAGAUAGACACCUCAUACACAAAGGCGGACAACAGCGUCGUCGUCGCCACGGACUCCAUCAAGAACACCAUCUACAUCAAGGCCAAGGAGAACCCGGUCAACCCGCCCGAGCUCUUCGCCUCGAUCCUCGGCGCCCACUUCCUGGCCACCUACGCGCACAUCCACACGGCGCACGUCAAGGUCGUCGUCCACCGCUGGACGCGCAUGGUCGUCGACGGCAAGCCCCACCCGCACAGCUUCCUGCGCGACGGCCAGGAGACGCGCACCGUCAAGGCCGCCGUCUCCCGCAAGGCCGGGAUCCAGCUGCGCAGCGGCAUCGCCGGCCUGACCGUGCUCAAGAGCACGGGCUCCGCCUUCCACGGCUUCGUGCGCGACGAGUUCACCACCCUGCCCGAGACCUGGGACCGCAUCCUCAGCACCGACGUCGACUGCGGCUGGACCUGGAGGGCCUACGCCGACCUGGCGCAGGUCCGCGAGGGCGUCGAGCGCUUCGACGCCGCCUGGGAGGCCGCGCGCGAGAUCACGCUGCGCACCUUCGCGCAGGAUGAGAGCGCGUCGGUCCAGAACACCAUGUACAAGAUGUGCGAGCUGAUCCUCGAGGCGGCGCCCGAGGUCCAGCGGACCGACUACUCGCUGCCCAACAAGCACUACUUUGAGCUCGACCUGAGCUGGCACAAGGGCAUCAAGAACACGGGCGAGGACGCCGAGGUGUACGUGCCGCAGUCCGGACCUAACGGGCUCAUCAAGUGCGAGGUCACCCGCUCAUGA